Messenger RNA from Rhododendron vialii, 1700 nucleotides. Its product is annotated as transcription factor CSA-like. Gene Ontology annotation, biological process: regulation of DNA-templated transcription. Gene Ontology annotation, molecular function: RNA polymerase II cis-regulatory region sequence-specific DNA binding; DNA-binding transcription factor activity, RNA polymerase II-specific. Gene Ontology annotation, cellular component: nucleus. The transcript has 2 exons. The coding region runs from base 313 to 1341 and encodes 342 amino acids. The record is from RefSeq and is a predicted model, not a curated record. NCBI's taxonomy places the organism in Eukaryota, Viridiplantae, Streptophyta, Magnoliopsida, Ericales, Ericaceae.
AACUAAAGAACCAAGGGGGGUAAGUGGGUAAUACAUGAGAUGAGAUGAGAAACAAACAAAAACAAAUGGACUCGCUCAAAUGUUAGUGUCGUGUGAAACCAACAAAAGUGACUGCCCAUCCACAACCCUAAAAACCCAACCCAACCACUUUCUUAUAUCCCCCACAUUUUCUUCUCUCCUCCUCCCUAAAUCUCUGAUCCUCCCUUUAAAAUCUUGCUCUCGACUCUUCUCUGUUGCAUUUUGAUGUUGAAGAAGAACUCCUGUCCAUCGCCCAAGCUAGCUAGCUAGCUAUAUAGUGUAUAGUUGGUGGCCAUGGAAGAAGCCUGUGGUGGCGGCGGCGGUGGAUCUUGCAGUGAUGUUGAUGCUAGGACUUGUCCGCGUGGCCACUGGAGACCCGCCGAGGAUGAAAAACUCCGGCGGCUUGUGGAGCAAUAUGGUCCUCAGAACUGGAAUUCUAUUGCUGAGAAGCUCCAAGGACGAUCGGGAAAAAGUUGCAGAUUGAGGUGGUUCAACCAACUUGAUCCAAGAAUCAACAGAAUGCCAUUCACAGAGGAAGAGGAAGAAAGGCUCCUUGCAGCUCAUCGCAUACAUGGAAACAAGUGGGCUUUGAUCUCCAGGCUCUUCCCGGGUCGAACCGACAAUGCCGUGAAGAACCACUGGCAUGUCAUCAUGGCGAGGAAAGAAAGAGAGAAAUCCAACUCCAAGCUAUGCGGCGGGAAGAGAAGUUUCCAAUUCUCUCUCGGCGAUCACGCCACCAAUGCCCCUUCUUACGACUUCCGGAGACGGAACGCCAGUCCCGCGGAGAAUCACAGGUUGAAAAACGUGUUCCAGAGUUUCGGAUUCGUCGAGUUCCAGACUCCGAAUGAAGAAAGCGCAUCUACUUCUUGGACAUUUACUAGACCGCCCGAUUCGGGUGCGAAACAUCCGUCCAGAACGGACUCGUUACGACGAGAAUUAGGGGGAGAUUGCUUGAACCCCAGUACGUAUUACUGCUCCAAAGAGAGAUCAAAUAGUUUUAGCCAACCUCUUUGGAGAUACAAUUUGAAGGAUUCUGCGCACGCAGGGUUCCGCGACUUUGGUCCAUUAGGGUUCCAAAAGUGCAAGAGAGUUAACGUUCCAAGUUCAUUAGGGUACUCUAAAUUACUCAGCGGCGGCGGCAGCGGCGGUGAUGCAACAAAUGGAGUGAUGAUCAAGAAAGAUUUGGUUAGGUUUGGUGAUAAUCCACACUGCCCAUUUGAAAAGAUGAGAGCAGCUAUUUAUGAGAAAAAGGAUGGAGAUGAAUCUAUCAAGCACAAGGAUGUUCCAUUCAUAGAUUUUCUUGGUGUGGGAAUCUCUUCUUGAUUAAGUUUUUCCAAUAAUAUUUAUCUUAGUAACAUAUACAUUAGUAUGUAUAUGCAUAUUUUCCCCUUAUUUCCCUUUGUAGUUUUACAUCUGAAUUUUAUGAUGCAUGCAUGGGAAUGCCAUGCAAAAUAUGAUUAUGUAUUAGGGUUAGGGAUUGGUUUAGCUGUUAUUGUAAUAACUAGGAUUUCAAAAUAUAUACUAUACCAUAUACACCAUAGACAUGUGUUGAAGAACUAUCUAGUGGCAUGAGUUUACAGAUAAUGAAGAAGGUGGGGUAAUGGAUUCUUAGUUUUUGUAGGUUUGAGAUAUUGAAAUUUUCAAGAGCAGGAAUCUUAUGAUAUAUUGGGAAUUCUUUAUGA